AUGCCGUCUGGAUUCUUCGGAGGCCUUGGUGAUGCCUUGGACAAAACCGUGAGCGGAGUGGGCAGCACCGUGGGCAGCACCGUGUCUGGCGUGGGAAAGACAGUUGGUGGAGCGACUCAAGGCUUGGGACAAACAGUAAGCGGUGCGUCGGAGGGACUGGGGAAUACGGCCAAGGGAGUGAGCAAGUCGACUGGGAGUGCUUUUGGGAGUAUUGGGAAAAAGGAUGACAAGGGUUCUUUCUCGAAAAAUUAA
This is a messenger RNA of Aspergillus chevalieri, 252 nucleotides long. RefSeq lists its product as uncharacterized. The transcript has 2 exons. The coding region runs from base 1 to 252 and encodes 83 amino acids. NCBI's taxonomy places the organism in Eukaryota, Fungi, Ascomycota, Eurotiomycetes, Eurotiales, Aspergillaceae. The record is from RefSeq and is a predicted model, not a curated record.